Molecule: messenger RNA, 1393 nt
Organism: Synchiropus splendidus (mandarinfish)
Lineage: Eukaryota; Metazoa; Chordata; Actinopteri; Syngnathiformes; Callionymidae
Product: protein disulfide-isomerase TMX3-like
Exons: 15
Coding region: 39-1319 (426 amino acids)
Biological process (GO): peptidyl-cysteine oxidation
Cellular component (GO): endoplasmic reticulum
Molecular function (GO): protein disulfide isomerase activity
Source: RefSeq, a predicted model, not a curated record
GAUAUAUAUAUACAUUUUUUUUUUAUUCCUGGAACUUCAUGACUGUAAAUGUUCUUGUGUGUUUUUUUGUCCGUGUCUGGAAAGGUCUUCUGAUGAUAUCAUCAGUCUCUUCGUACAUUGAGGAGCUUGAUGACACUUUCAUGCAAACCAAGUCAGAUGACGACAUAUGGCUCAUUAAGUUCUACACCCCCUGGUGCACAUUCUGUAAACACUUGGACCCGGUUUGGAGGCGGGUGGGAUCGGAACUCAGAAGUGUCGGGUCACCGGUCAUUGUUGGCAAAUCAGAUGCCUCGGUCAACACCGCUCUGGCCAAAGAGUUCCGGGUCAGAGGUUAUCCAGCCAUUCUAAUUCUGAAGAAGAACAUCAAGUACAACUAUUUGGGCCCACGAAAUGCAGAGGGAAUCUUGGAGUUUGCUGACAGACUGUCUGGUCCUCUAGUUCGACCACUGACCAGCCGACAGCUCUUUGAACACGCCAGGAGCCGCCACAGCGUCAUGAUUGUUUACAUCGGAUCGACGUCACCGCUGAAGGGAAACUUCUGGUCCGCAGCAGAAGAUUUAAUCGUCUCCACCUACUUCUUCUCCUCCACAAGAGAAGCUCUGCCGCCGGAUGUCCACGUUCCUCACCUGCCUGCUGUUGUGGUUCUCAAAGAUGGAACCCUUCUGACAUACGAUGAGGACGAGGAUGGGGACUUGGAGCGAUGGAUCAACAGAGAACGAUUUCCAAACUACCAGAAGAUCGACAGCUACAUCCUGUAUGCGAUGGGUGACACGGGAAAACUGGUCCUUCUUUCCGUUCAGGAGGAUGCCAGUCCCAGUGAGGAGAGUCUCAGGAGCAGACAUUUGGUCCAGAAACUUUCUGAGGAACACAGAGAAGAUUACAGGCGUCUGGUCUACUUUGGCUUCAUGGAGGACCGGAGCUACAUUGAUGGACUUGUAAUGGGGGAAGUGGACGUGCCGUCCAUCAUCAUGCUGAAUCUGUCCACCGACAGCUACUUCCUGCCAGAGUCUGCUGUGGAGACUGAGCGCCAUCUGCUGGACUUUAUCGAUCAAGUGUUGCAGGGCAGCAUCCAGUCUCAGGGCGGAAAUGGAGUGUUGCAACGGAUGAAGCGACUCGUGUACGACGCCCGAGUAAUGAUGGCGCCUAUCUUCAGCUGGUCUCCGUGGCUUGGCUGGACCAUAGUGGGGGCAGUCCUGCUCUUCGUUGUGCUCCUCUUUGUCUUUUGCUACAAGUUAUUUUCACCUAGUGGAGAACUUGGACAGCAAGAUGAGACCCAAGGACCACGUGCCAGAAGACUCGAGGACAAAAAGUCUGACUGACCUUGGUCCAACCUGAUUUAUCUGAACCUGGUCUCAAUGUUUGUCAUGCUGACCUUGAAAUAAACUGUCAAUCA